AAAAGGACAAGACAAGAAACAAAGCUGGGGUUUUUCCUUGCUGCAGAAUACUACUCCCCGUACUCCCCGCCGCCGCCGCCACCGUCGCCGUCGCCGCCUCGCUCUUGACGGCUAGCAGUCGCGCCUCAGCGGCGUGGGAGGGAGGGCAUGGCGUGGGCGGCGCUGAGGCCGGUGGUGAAGGCGUGCAUCGGCGGCUCCCUCAUCGGCAUCACCGUCUCCGACCGCUACUUCUCCGUCGCCGCCGUCCACGGCGGCUCCAUGCGCCCCACCUUGGACGGCACCACAGCAGACGGACGCGAGUACGCGGUGGUGAAGCGGAGCCCCCUCUACGACUACUCCCGCGGCGAGGUCGUCGUCUUCGUGUCGCCGGCGGACCACCGGAGCAGGACGAUCAAGAGGCUGAUUGGGCUGCCCGGCGACUGGAUCAGCGUCCCGGACAAGGAGGAGAUCCGGCAGAUUCCGGAGGGCCACUGCUGGGUGGAAGGGGACAAUGGCAGCGCCAGCUGGGACUCGAGAUCCUACGGCCCUGUGCCGCUUGGUCUGGUGCAGGGGAGGGUGACACACGUGGUGUGGCCACCCAGCAAGAUGGGCCGCGUCGACAAGAGGGUGCCGCCGGAAGGAAGGGUCAUGCCGCAGCGAAAUCUCUAGUCCAGCUCUCUUCCUUCCUUGCUGGGUUGGUUGCUUUGUCCUGCAGUUUUGUUGGUUCUUGCAGGAAAAUCAUGUAACAAUGUGGCACAGCAAUAGAUAGUUUCUUAUGUAUCCUUGGUUGUAUAAGACUUGAUCCAUUGCAAGGGAAGCAUAGCUUUUUGGUAGGCAAAUUUUGGUUAGAUUAUGAUGUUUGGUGCAUUGUUGUGUAACUGCAAUAUUUUCUACUGAAUAAUGUACUAGUUUGAUAUGAAAACAAGAUAUAUUAUUUGAGUUGAAGCUGA
Molecule: messenger RNA, 929 nt
Organism: Triticum aestivum (bread wheat)
Lineage: Eukaryota; Viridiplantae; Streptophyta; Magnoliopsida; Poales; Poaceae
Product: mitochondrial inner membrane protease subunit 2
Exons: 4
Coding region: 148-648 (166 amino acids)
Cellular component (GO): membrane; mitochondrial inner membrane peptidase complex
Molecular function (GO): serine-type endopeptidase activity
Source: RefSeq, a predicted model, not a curated record